Messenger RNA from Penicillium griseofulvum, 504 nucleotides. Its product is annotated as DUF3807 domain-containing protein. The record is from RefSeq and is a predicted model, not a curated record. The transcript has 2 exons. NCBI's taxonomy places the organism in Eukaryota, Fungi, Ascomycota, Eurotiomycetes, Eurotiales, Aspergillaceae. Bases 1 to 504 code for a protein of 167 amino acids.
AUGCAGGUCCCGACUGUAACUCUGGAUGACCUCCAAGCCUUCCAAUCCAAGCAUUUCCCUAGACAACAGCCGGCCGUAAUUCCCCAAGAAAAUGAUGAGACCGAAGACGAUCUCGGAUACUACCCAGAUGGAGUGAAACGCACCCUCACAGACGAGCAGGUUCAGAUGUUCAGACACAGCGAAAUCCAUGCCCUCCUGCGAGAAAGGGAGCUCAAGCAUGACGAGGCGCAAUACCAAGGUCACACGCAGUCAUCCCGAGAUGAAGGAUCAGAUGUUAAAUCAGAUGCUGUAUCAGAAAAGCGACCGCUAGACACUGAGUCUCAGACGCAGGGUGGUGAUCGGAAGCGCUCGCAGUCGCGAAAGGGAUCUAAGAAACAAAUCCCAGAGGACAAGUCUCCUAAGCCCCUGGACUACGGGGACGACUCUGAUCAAACACAAAGGGCAAAGCCGCCGGUGUCGCAGAUGCCUUACCAAGGUCGCAGGAUUAUCUCUUACGAUGACUGA